Messenger RNA from Gongylonema pulchrum, 513 nucleotides. The record is from the annotation of a GenBank genome assembly. NCBI's taxonomy places the organism in Eukaryota, Metazoa, Nematoda, Chromadorea, Rhabditida, Gongylonematidae.
GCGAAAGAGGCAGAUAUCCUGCUUGUUGUAAUGGAUAGCAGUCUAUGCAAGGAUAUUGGCGCGGAAACCUGCUCCCUACUAUCCGAUCUCGAACUUCGUGAAGAUGUACGCAUUGUUAUCGUUUGUAAUAAAUGUGACUUGCCAGGUGUACAGCAUUCAUUGGACAGCGCAUCGUGGCCUAUUGUUCAUGUUUCAUGUAUUACCGGUGCAGGGAUCGAAUCUUUGUUCGAUGUGAUUCGUCAGCAGAUAGAUGAAUUAUGCCCCGUCUCGGAUGAUAACGCACUUCUCAGUCGUCAAAGGCAUCGCCUGUUGAUCGAGGAGGCGCUCAUUGCACUCGAACAGGUUUCGUGCUUUUCCGGUUUUGCCGCUGGUAGUACGGCGAAAGUGAACGAUGCGGCGGUAGUUGCCGAAUUGCUGCGUGAUGCGACCGAUGCAGUUGGCGAAGUGUCAGGGGCGGUUGUUACCGAACAAAUUCUUGACCAGAUUUUUUCUUCGUUUUGUAUCGGAAAAUAA